This is a messenger RNA of Paramecium pentaurelia, 1559 nucleotides long. The record is from the annotation of a GenBank genome assembly. NCBI's taxonomy places the organism in Eukaryota, Ciliophora, Oligohymenophorea, Peniculida, Parameciidae.
AUGCAAUUAUUAAAGAACUUUGAUCAAUUUGGAGUUGUAUAUCAAUAAGAAAUUGUAAAAAAUGAGAAAGAAUUUAAAAGUAGUGUAGGAGGGAUGACUUCUUUGCUUUUAUAUGCAUUAAGUUUUACUUAUUUCAUUUAUAAAAUUUUUCUAUGGCUUAAUGGAGAUAUUUUGCCAAGAGUUUCUACUUAAAAAUCCUCUUAAAGUUAUGCUGAAGUAGAAUUUGAUUAUGAUCCAAUAAUGUUUUCUAUAGUUGGAAUGAGUGGAAAUGAAUAUAUUGAUCCUUUUUCAAAAACUGAGAAUAUUAUCACUCCAUAUUUUUCUUAUAUUGAUGAUAUUGUAAUUUCAUAGAAAAAAUCAUUUUUAAGUUCAUCAACACCUCCUUAAAGAAAUGGCAUUUCAUCAACAGUUAUACCUUAAAAUAUAACGUUAAUUCUUAAUCAAUAAGGAAUUAGUGAUUCAACACCCAACCAUUAGAAAUAAUUAAUGAUAUUAUUUGAAAGAUGCAAUAGCACAGAAUAUAGCAAUUGUGCCAGUAAAGAAAAGUAAGAGUCCUUUUUUAAACAACCUUUAAAUACAUUUUUCUUAACUAUCUAAAUGAUGUAAUUUAAUACAAAAAAAAAGGAAUUUGAAAUGAUUACAAAACAAAUUUAUUUUAUAUUAGAUGAAAUAACAGUGUUAUACACUUAAUUAUUAUUUUAAAUUACCUCAUCAUCAACUGAUACAGGUUUCUUUUUAGAAUCAAUUAAAAAUUCUAAAUUUAUUAGUAACUUUUAGACUACCUCAUAAUAAUUACCUUAAAGUAAUUUUGAAAAAGUCUUUGGUAAUGAAUAUCUAGCGGCUUUUCUUAUAACUAUUGAUAGUUUAUCUGAAACUUAAUAAAUAAUAUAUCCUAAAUUAGGAGAAAUCUUAGCUGAUGUUGGUUCAAUUAUGUCAACUUUGAUGAUUUUGAAAAUAUUAGUAUUUAAAAUAAAUUCUAAGAUGUUAGAAGAUAAUCUUAUAUAAACCAUUAUCAGCUAUUACUAUCCAGAAUUAAAAAAAAUUAAGAUUCAAAAAAAUAUUCUAGGGUAAAUCAAUUAAAUAGAGAAGAAUGGAAAAAUUAUUGAAGACAAAACUUAAUUUAUAUAAUUUUAUGAUCAAUUAAAAGAUUUAACUAAAGAGAAAUUAACCCUUACAAAUAUAAUUUAUGAGAUUUCUCGAUUAUAAUUUAUCGUUCAAUCUAUGUAAUCUAAACAAGAGAUACGGCAAAGCCAUUAAGUAGGAAUUAAAUUAAAAUGUAUAAUUAUUUACAUAUAUUAUUUAUUAUAGUUUUUGAUGAAUGGAUUAUUCCAUAAAAAGUAGCUAGAAAAUCAGUAGAAAAAAGUUAAGAUGAAAAAAAUGAAAUUUGUCCUCUUUAACCAAAAAAACAGUAAGAAACAUUGGAGCCUUUGAAACAGGUAGAAAUAUUAUAAGAUGAUGACUAUGCACUAUUGUCGAAGAUAAAUCAUCUCAAAAAUUCACCUUAUGAGAUAAAAUAAUAAUUAAUGACAUUUUAUGAGUUAAAUAAAGCUCUACAUUGA